Messenger RNA from Loxodonta africana (African savanna elephant), 835 nucleotides. RefSeq names its product coiled-coil domain containing 92B (gene CCDC92B). The record is from RefSeq and is a predicted model, not a curated record. The transcript is spliced from 3 exons. Lineage: Eukaryota; Metazoa; Chordata; Mammalia; Proboscidea; Elephantidae. The coding region runs from base 47 to 835 and encodes 262 amino acids.
GUUCACCUUGUCCUCCUUCCCAGGUGGGGCCCAGGCCUGGGUUGCCAUGGAUACCGUGUCCCUGGAGCAUCAGAUCCAGAGCGUGCAGCGCCACAUCAGCUUUCUGAAAAAGGAGCAGAUGGCCCUGCUACGAGACCUGCACCUGGAGAUCCUGAGGCUUCAGAAACGCUGCUCAGAACUGACCCGUGACCUGGAGAUGAGAGAGGCCCAAUCUCACCAGCAAGAGGUGGUGUCCCAGGAGCUGGAGACCAAGUGCCGCGCGCUGGAGUCGCAGUUGGCAGAGCGGGCAGCAGCCAACGCCGAGCUGCGGCGGGAGGUGGCGCACCGCGAGGCUCUCGUGUCGGCGCUGCGCUGCAGCCUGCAGGCCGAGGAGCGCCGCUUCCUGGAGGAGCUGCGCCGCCGCAGCCACCGCGCCACCGUGCUGGGCACCGAGCUACAGAAGCACACCGAGGCGGCCGCCUACCUCUCCUGCCAGCUACACGCGGUGCGCCAGAGACUGCAGGCCCCGCGCCCGGGCCCGGGUGGCACCGCCGCCGAGCCCCGGCCGCGCCGGCGCGCACCGCGGGCCCGCCGUCUGCCCCCCGCCGCCGCCGAGGCCGCAGCCAAGGGCCCCAGCCGGGACUGGGCCGCCUGGGACCGCGCGGCCGGCACCCUGGACGACGCCGACCCCAUGCCCGACCCCGCGCUCUUCCUCUAUGCCCGGAGACCCCCGCGGCCCAGCGGCCGCAGCCCGCGCCAGCCGCCUCCCCAGGAGCCCCCGGACCCCGUCGGCCCGCAGCCCGGGCCCUGCCAGAGCCCGCCCGCCGCGCCUAGUGCGCCCGGGGAGCCGGAGUAG